This is a messenger RNA of Dendrobium catenatum, 595 nucleotides long. Its product is annotated as protein FAM204A. The transcript is spliced from 4 exons. The record is from RefSeq and is a predicted model, not a curated record. The coding region runs from base 41 to 424 and encodes 127 amino acids. Lineage: Eukaryota; Viridiplantae; Streptophyta; Magnoliopsida; Asparagales; Orchidaceae.
UAAUAAUACUUUAAAAAAUUUCCCCUGGUCCAUUGCGUUUAUGGACGAACAGGAGGCCGAGCUUGAGCGGAGGGAGGCGGCCCUUGCCGCCACUCCAAUCCUCCAACCUGAUUUCAGGUCGUCGAAGGUCACUCAGUCUCAACUCGACAAGUUCAAGGAGCUGAACAAGAGAAGAUUACAGCUAAAAGAGAAGUCUAAGGAUAUAGGAAAGCCUAAAGGUAAAGCAAGCCAAGCUGUGAAGGCAUGCUCGGGUCUUAUGGAAGAUGGCUGCAAAAGCAAGCUUGCAAAUAACACCAUUGAAGCAUCAAAUCUGUCAGCUGCGAAGGGAAAGGAUGAUGUGGUAGCUACUGUGCCGAAAAAGAAAAAGAAGUUACGUUGGGGCCUUGAAGCAAAGGAAAGAUGGGAGCGGAAAUCCAACAUGUAGCUUAAAUUAACUUUAUUUUCCACUUUACAAUGUGUUAGGCGAGCAUUUCUAUGUGAUUAAUUACUUUUAUGUCUUCUUGAACAAAAACGAUAUUGAUAUCGCAAACUCUAUGGUUAUUGUGACCUCUUAUUGCAAGCAUAAGGAUUGAUUUCAAAGUCUUUUGCGCUGCAA